UGAAUUGUUUUCUUCUAUAAAAUUGUGCUGAGUAAGGAAGAGCAUGGUACUAUUGAUUGUCACCUAAGUUGCAUAAUUUUUAUAGGGUUGCCACCACCCACCAGUACCAAAACCCCACCUCUAUCAAUCACAAGCUAUCCUGGACCAUACAAAGCUUUUCUUAGAAAUUUUCGAUCAUCCAUCAUUUCUUUUUAUUCUUCUUGUUACAAAUUAUCAAUUCACAUUCAUAGAUAUAGUAUACAUGGUUAUAUAUAAAAUAUAUUAUAUAUAGAGAGCUUAAAAUUAUUAAGAUAAGGAGACUGAAAGACAUGCUCACUUCUCAUCAGCUUCCAAGGUUUUGAGGGUGUUCGGGGUGAUGGGUUUGAGUACCAAGCAAGUUUCUAGUGAUGGGCUCGAUUGGAGCCAGGCCAGCUUGUUGCAAGGUCAGACUUUUCAGCUCCCAAAAUCACUUUCUGCCAUGAGGAGGCAACAACAGCAACAACCUGAGCCUUUGAAGUGCCCAAGGUGUGAAUCUACCAACACAAAGUUCUGCUACUACAACAACUACAACAAGCAACAGCCAAGGCACUUCUGCAGAGCUUGCAAGCGGCAUUGGACCAAAGGCGGCACUCUCCGGAACGUCCCUGUUGGCGGUGGCCGCAAAAACAAGCGCCUCAAGAAAUCAUCAAACAGUACUUCUGCCUCUGCUGCAGCCACAACAACCACCACCACAAACAGUGCGGCAAUUGAUCAAACAGAUCACCAAGAGCAGAAACCCAUGUCUCAAGUUUUCUAUCAGGCGCUGCCUCAACAGAAUUUGGAUAAUACUAUCAUCUUUUCGUCCUCAUCAUCACCGGGUUUAAGUGCCAGUACUCUGCCUUUCCUUCAUCAGAGUGGAAACUUGAGCUUUCCCUUCUCAAGCUCAAUUAGCACCACUUCAAGUUCCUUUGACACGAACUUGUCUUCCAUCUCAACAUCUUUGCAAUCCUCAAAUGUUUAUAACUACGCCACCGUGGCAGCCGAAGAUCAAUUCAAAGUCAUGGAGGAGCCAACCAUUACAAGCAUCAUGCCCAACAUUUCUCAGCCUAAUUGGAAAGUGCCCACUUCAAGCAACGCCAUGGAUGUGUAUUCAAACGACUGGAACUGGGAAGACAUUGAAACCCUUGUUUCUACUGAUCUCAAUCUGCCUUGGGACGGCUCUGAUAUAAAACCAUAAGAGGAAUUAGGUUUCUGUUUGAAUUGGGUGUGUUCACAGUUCAUAAGGCAGGGGAAACAGUCUCUUUCUUCUCUUAAUGUCAUUGUCAGUUUGUCACAGUUUCUACUUGACCAGGUGAUAAAUAAUUUCUGCUAGUUAUGAAAUUUAUGCAGAGAGAUGUAGACUGUUUGAAGCUGUCUUUUUUUUCUUUUUUUUAUUUAUUUAUAGGUUUUUCUUCUUAAGAAUUAAGAUGUCCAUUAAUUUGUAACUCUUUCCAGGGCUCUUUCAUUUCCAUUAACUUGAUGGAAGGUCCAUUUUUAUGUAUGUAAAAGUAGGUUUCCUGAGUU
This is a messenger RNA of Prunus dulcis (almond), 1521 nucleotides long. Its product is annotated as dof zinc finger protein DOF1.4-like. NCBI's taxonomy places the organism in Eukaryota, Viridiplantae, Streptophyta, Magnoliopsida, Rosales, Rosaceae. Gene Ontology annotation, biological process: regulation of DNA-templated transcription. The record is from RefSeq and is a predicted model, not a curated record. Gene Ontology annotation, molecular function: DNA binding; DNA-binding transcription factor activity. The coding region runs from base 356 to 1195 and encodes 279 amino acids. The transcript has 2 exons.